CGACCAUCGGAAAGAGUCACUUGCUUCGUGGACUGCUCGGGAAGACGAUGGAGUUAUAGCGAAUGGACAACGUGCUCACAAUCCUGUGGUUCUGCUGGCGUUUCCCGUCGAACUGUGGUUUGCAUAGACGAUCACAACCGUGUCGUACCAGACCAUCUUUGCAUGGGAGAGGCAAAGGAAGUAGCCGAGAAGGAGUGCAAUCGCUUUCCAUGUCCCAGAUGGGUGUACGGACAUUGGUCCGAAUGUUCCCGAUCAUGUGACGGUGGAGUUCGAAUGCGUCACGCUCAGUGCAUGGAUGCAGCCGACAAGGAAGUUCACUACUCUCAUUGUGGACCGAAGCACGACCGUGAAUCAUGCAACGAGCAGAUGUGUACCGCAUGGUCGUUCGGUCAAUGGUCGACGUGUUCGCCAGAUGUAGCUAUCGUGAGCGUAUCGUGCAGAAACCGUGUUCUCGUCCUGCGUGUCCAUCAUGGAAAGUCGGUGAAUGGACUCAGUGCAGCGUAUCAUGUCAAGAUGGCUGGUCCACCUCGGCGGGUCUCGUGCGUGGAUUCUCGAGGUGAAGACGUCAGAGCUGAACUGUGUCUUGCUGGAGAUCAGGAACAGCCGCCUUCCCAUCGACAAUGCAACCUCGGGCCAUGUCCAUUCUGGAGAACCAACGACUGGAGCGCGUGCUCUGUGACAUGCGGAUCAGGAGUGAGACGUCGUGCUGCUGAAUGCGUCUACCGCGAGCAAGUCGUCGACCAGUCCUUCUGCGGAGAUGCUAGUCCUCCCACAACUCAACAGUCUUGCAACCUGGUUCCAUGUACCUCAUGGGAAGUAUCCGCGUGGGGACCAUGUUCGGUGACCUGUGGUAAUGGCACGCAAACUCGUCGUGCUCACUGCACAUCAGGACCGAAAAAGGAGCCCGUCAAGGACUUUCUGUGCGAUAAGGCUUCCCGACCGCGUGAAACAAGAACUUGUGAGCGGGAUCCAUGUGAGACUCGUGUUUCGGAUCUGCUAACGCAACCAGCUGAUGUUCCUCCGAUCAGAUGGGCCACAGGACCAUGGUCGGAAUGCUCAGCGACAUGCGGAAAUGGAACCCAACGGAGACUGGUAAAAUGUCGAGAUCAUCAACGAGAUUUACCUCCUGAAUACUGUCGAGACUUGGAGAAAGUGGAAGACAAGCGACCAUGUCAUAUCAAAGUUUGCGCUUUUUGGCAAAGUGGACCGUGGAUGCCGUGCUCGGUGUCAUGUGGUGGCGGAUGGCGACGGCGUGCGGUGUCUUGCGAUGGACUCAUUUGCGACGAUACGAAGAAGCCUCGAAUGUUCGACCAAUGCAAUCCAAUGACGUGCCCGCCGAAGAGCAACAACACUUGGCAGAUCUCUCCAUGGACUCACUGUUCAGUAACGUGUGGUGGUGGAAUACAGAGACGUCGUGUAUGGUGCGAAGAUGCGGUGAGUGCGAAAGCCCAGGACGAAAGCGAAUGUCGUGACGCGAAACCGACGACGCAACGCGACUGCGAGCUGUCGCCGUGUCCUGCAUCGCAGCUGUCUCCAGCAGCGUGGCAAGCGGGUCCGUGGAGUCCGGUACGUCGCAGAUACUUCAUGAAGCAGUUUCUUCAUCAUCACCAUCAUCGUCGAUUUCACCCUCAGCGAAGAUACUAUUAA
Messenger RNA from Ostertagia ostertagi, 1647 nucleotides. The record is from the annotation of a GenBank genome assembly. NCBI's taxonomy places the organism in Eukaryota, Metazoa, Nematoda, Chromadorea, Rhabditida, Trichostrongylidae.